CACUUCAAUUUGCAACUAUAAUGGCCGAUCCUAAAUAUGAAAAUCUACCCGGCAUUGCGUAUGAUCAGCCUGAUAUAUACGAGACGGCAGAUCUGCCGGAGGCGGACCAGCCGGAGCCAACCGAAGAGGAGGAAAACGAGUGCAUAGAGCAAUUACACCUUUCAGUAAAAGAUUCCUUUAAUAAGUUUAAGGGGAAAUUCUUGACUGGAGCCGUGGAUUUCUCGGACAGACUGAGUAGGAACUCUAGAAUUGGAUAUAGGGCUGGGGAAUGGGAGCUAGCAGCGGAGGGCGAGCCAGAGACACUCCUGGAACGCUACAACCGUCUACGUUGCGAAUUUUCUGAACUGCUGGAGCAGGUCGCUGAGCAACAGAACAGGGCUACAGAAAGUGAAAAGGAUGAAUAUUCAAAGUUGACAGCUCAAAUUGGCACUACAAAGAAGUUAUUGGAAGAACUUAAAUUAGAGGAAGGGGAACAAGUUGAUCCUAAGGCUGAAAAACUAAAAGAGUACCUGGCAAGUAGUGGCAAUAAGAAGAAGAAAGGCGAAGUGGUUACAGCACAUCUAAAACUGAAACCCGAGGUGAAUCUAGUACAGACCACAAGAAUAGCACAGCUGGAACAUAGGUUACAUAAAUUGGAACAGGCAGCUGGAGUAAGAGAUGAAGAGGCAUUCCGGAAACUACAGGCAGCUACAGGAAAGGCGACGCUGUGUGAGGCGGCGGGCGCUCUGGCGGCGCAGGCAUCGCUGCUGCGGCCGGCCGAGCUGGCUGCGGCCGACGCGCGCUUGGCUUCACUCCUCGCUAACGUCGACGCUUUGAAGCAGGCCAUUAAGCCCAACCCCGACCUUGAUGCCAAGGUGAACGAACUAUACAAGCUGUUAAAGCAAAUAGAUGGUAUAUCGCAUUCCGAAAUCCUCGAGCGCAUGGAAGCUCUAGAAGCCUUACAUAAUCAAGCAAGCAACUUUGGCAAGUCGCUGACCGAGCUAGAAACUCUACAGAGUACAAUCGCCAAUGGGGUGCAAAACAAUAAAGAACUUUUGCAAGGCGUACAGGAAGUGUUUGCACUCAAUGUUGACAGUCUACAGAAAGAAAUUAAGAAGCUGAACGAAAGGAUCACCAAGCUCGCUUCUGCGUGAGGAUAUGACUGUAUAGCUUUAUUAUCUGUUUGUAUUCAUGUUGCAAAGCUAUCUACAAAGUGUAACAAAGGUUCCUUCAAUAUUUCUGCUGGUAAUCGAAUCACUUAAUUGAUGACAUAAACUUCCCCGUUACCGUGA
Molecule: messenger RNA, 1271 nt
Organism: Hyposmocoma kahamanoa
Lineage: Eukaryota; Metazoa; Arthropoda; Insecta; Lepidoptera; Cosmopterigidae
Gene: DCTN2-p50
Product: dynactin subunit 2
Exons: 9
Coding region: 21-1133 (370 amino acids)
Biological process (GO): mitotic spindle organization
Cellular component (GO): dynactin complex; centrosome; cytoplasm
Source: RefSeq, a predicted model, not a curated record